Salvia splendens (bonfire salvia) is the source of this 1121-nucleotide messenger RNA. RefSeq lists its product as uncharacterized. The record is from RefSeq and is a predicted model, not a curated record. The transcript has a single exon. NCBI's taxonomy places the organism in Eukaryota, Viridiplantae, Streptophyta, Magnoliopsida, Lamiales, Lamiaceae. The coding region runs from base 43 to 714 and encodes 223 amino acids.
CUAUCACAAUCUCCACUAUUCUUACAUCCUCCAAUUUUUCAGAUGCUCUCCGAAGAGCAUCUCCGCUCCAUUUCCCUCUCCGACUCCGAUGAGACGGGAUCCAGCUCUCGGAUAUCCUUCUCAUCGGAGUUUCUCGAUGAGAGCAACUUCAUCACCAUAUGCCCCAGCCCUCGGGCGGAGAGGGAGGAGCGGUGGCCCGGGGUUGACUUCGAGUUCCUCUCCGGAAACCUAACCGGCAUGAUCGCCGCCGACGAGCUCUUCAGCGAAGGAAAGCUGCUCCCCUUUCGCCCAAUCCACCACGCCGGCAACGGGAUCCUCCUGAAACCCGACUGCUUAGACGAGGCGCUGGUGAGAGUCGAACACGGUGAAAAGGAUCGGGAGGCCAGGAUGGCGUGGUUCCUCGACGAGGAUCCGUCUCCUCGGCCUCCCAAGUGUACUGUUUUGUGGAAGGAGUUGCUCAGGCUGAAGAAGCAACGCCCUUCCACGCUUUCUUCGUCAAAUUCUUCUUCUUCCUCCUCUUCCUCCUCCUCUUCCCGAACUUCAGUGGCUAAAGUUCGGGGAGAGGCAGUGGGGAAUAGUGAGAAAAGUAGCAAUAAAUUAAAGAAAGGAUCGUUUAGUAUAAGAAUUAAGCCGGCUUUGAAUGUGCCUAUCUGCAUUCAGGCGAAGAACGCCGCGCUGCCGCCAUUGUUUUCCUCCAGAAAAGGUAGAUCAUAGACGAGAGAGAGAGAGGGAGUUUGGUUUAAUGGUUUUGGUUGCAUUGAUUUCAUGUUAUUUUGUUAGGGUUUGUUAUAACUGAAUUGAAUUUACAACUCAAUCUGGUUGUAUAAUUUGGUUGAUGUGUAACUGUUUCAAUCUCUAAUUAAAUCUUGAUCUUCUUAAGUUUGAAUGUGGAGAAACAUGAUCCAGAUAACCUGGAAACCCUUUAGUUUUAUGGGGCCAAAUAUUGCAAUUAUUGCAUAAAGAGUGAUGAAGCAUAUCAUUAUUUCCAGGUUUGAUUGUUGUAUUUUUUAAUUGUUCACUAUUGUAAUUUUUUGGUGUAAUAAUUAAUUAAGUACUAGUUACCCCUUGACUGCUUUUGAUAUAAUCUAUAAUAACUCCAAAGCUGUACUUUAUUCGAAUUA